AUGAACGAGAUUCGAGAAAAAAAUACUGCUGGCGAAGUUUUUGCCCUUGCUCAUAAAUAUGAUCAGAGUUUAAAUAUUAAGGCAAUGGAAUUUGUGUUAAGAGAAAAAUUUAGAGAUAAGAAAUUACGAGAAAAACUUUUGGAUACUGGUAGACUACCCCUG
Messenger RNA from Funneliformis geosporum, 162 nucleotides. The record is from the annotation of a GenBank genome assembly. NCBI's taxonomy places the organism in Eukaryota, Fungi, Glomeromycota, Glomeromycetes, Glomerales, Glomeraceae.